AUGGCCGUCGGAUUCGUUGGCUUGGGUGCGAUGGGUGGUGGCAUGGCGGCCGCUCUGGUGAAGCGAGGCUUUGCUGUGAAGGGAUUCGAUGUGAGUGGCUUGAAAGGCUAUGAUGCGAUGGGCCUCAAGGGAUUUGAUCUUUGGAACCGCCCCACUCUUUGCCUUACUCAACUCCCCGUCCCCCCUCGCUCCUCUGCUUUCCUUGUUCUUGUUUGGCCCACGCUCUCACCACAGGUGUACCCCCCGGCAUGCGAGAAGCUCAAAUCUGCAGGUGGUGCUGCUGCCGCCUCCGCAGCCGAUGCUGCUAAGGGAGCCGUGGUGCUGGUGCUGAUGGUGACCACGGCCAAGCAGGCCGAGGGGGCUCUGUUCGGCAAUGAGGGAGCACUGCAGGCUCUCCCUCCCGGUGCCGUCGUCAUUCUCUGCUCCACUGUUCCGCCUGAAUUUGCACGCAGCCUUGGCACCAAGCUCUCAGCACAGGGCAAGGGGUGGGAGAUGGUGGAUGCGCCGGUGUCAGGAGGGGUGGCACGUGCUGCAGACGGCACCCUCACUAUUAUGGCCGCAGCGACACCUGCUGCUCUCGCCAAGGCACGCCCAGUGCUGGAAGCCAUGAGUGCAAAGCUGUACAUCGUGGGAGACACACCGGGCGCAGGCAGCGCGGUGAAGAUGGUGAAUCAGCUGCUGGCAGGGGUGCACAUAGCGGCAGCAGCGGAGGCGAUGGCACUGGGGGCGAGGGCAGGGCUGAACGCGCGCAUGGUGUUUGAUAUCAUCUCACACGCCGCUGGCAACUCAUGGAUGUUUGAGAACCGAGUGCCGCACAUGCUGGACAACGACUACACGCCUCGCUCCGCCCUCAACAUCUUUGUCAAGGACCUGGGCAUUGUGUUGGGUGAGGCACAGUCGCUCGCGUUCCCUCUGCCCCUGGCAGCAGCAGCACACCAGCAGUUCCUGGCGGGUGCAGCAGCAGGGCUGGGCAGGGAGGACGAUGCUGCCGUGGUCAAGGUCUAUGAGCGCCUGGCAGGAGUAACAGUCGCCUCCGCCCUCCCCUCCACCUCAUCUCCCCCUUCCACCUCCUCCUCUGCUCCGUUCCCGGAGCCCACCGUCCAAUCAAAAGCCGCCAUGCUGGCAGCGCUGCCGCCCGAGUGGACGGGCAGCUUGGAAGUGACAAGGGGGGGCGCAGAGGGCAAGGAGGGAGGACAGGGAGAGGCGGUUCUGCCAGUGGUGGUGGUGUUGGAUGAUGACCCCACUGGCACUCAAACGGUGCAUGGGCUGCAUGUGCUCACCACGUGGGACGUGGAAACACUCAAGGCGGAAAUGGCAGCACUGGCGCACACCCCCAAUGCCGCCUUCUUCAUUCUCACCAACUCCCGCGCACUGCCCACGCAGCAGGCAGCAGCUCUCACGCGCACCAUCUGCAGCAAUGUCGUGACAGCAGCCCAGCAAGCAGGGAUCCUCAGCAGCAGCAGUGGUGGCAAGGAUCCGGGUUGCAGGGGCAUCACACUCAUUCUCCGAGGGGACUCCACCCUGCGAGGUCACUUCCCCCAGGAGGUAGAGGCAGCGGAGGCAGCGCUAGGCACAGCAGUGGAUGCGUGGGUGGUGUGUCCUUUCUUCCUGGAGGGGGGCCGCUACACCAUCAAUGACGUGCACUAUGUGGCCGAUGGGAGCGACAGGCUGGUGCCGGCAGCACAGACAGAGUUUGCCAAGGAUGCUGCCUUUGGCUACUCCCGCUCCAACCUCAAACAGUGGGUCGAGGAGAAGACAGGUGGCGCCAGGUCAGCAGCUGAUGUGGCAUCCAUCUCCAUCGAGACCAUUAGAGGGGGCGGCCCUUCCGCCGUCCUUAAAGCCCUCAUGGCGCUACCUAAGGGCAGUGUGUGCAUCUUGAAUGCAGCGAGUGACAGUGACUUGCACGUGGCUACAGCAGCUCUCCGCCAUGCAGAGGCAGCAGGGCGCUCCUUCCUCGUGCGCUCUGCCGCUUCCUUCGUCUCCUCCCUCCUCUCCCUCCCCAAACUGCCCCCGCUUGGUCCCCCUGAGUGGGCGCAGCUGCUGCUGGGCGGAGGGGCGGAUGGGGAUUGUGGGGGGGAGGGGGAGUGGGGGCGGAAGUUGAAGCGGUGGGGAUGGUUGCGGAGCGGUGUGGGGGGGUUGAUUGUGGUGGGGUCGUAUGUGCCGAAGACGAGUGCUCAGAUCAGUGCUGCUGACGUGGCGUCUGACAGCUGGCAGGGGGAGAGGAGGGAAGCGGCGGUGGCAGGGAUGGCAGGGGAGGCGGAGAGAGCUCUACGGGAAGGCAGUGACGUUGUCAUCAUGACGUCACGCGAGCUCAUCACUGGCUCAGACGCGGCCAGCAGUCUGGAGAUCGGGUCGAGAGUGAGCGAAGCUGUGGUUGACGUUGUAAAGGCGAUCAGCGUGCGCCCCAAGUACAUUCUUGCUAAGGGCGGCAUCACAUCAUCGGACGUGGCGACCAAGGCGCUGGGCGUGAGGAGGGCGAGGGUGGAGGGGCAGGCCAUGGCAGGCGUGCCGCUGUGGCGCCUUGAUGGUGCCUCCACCUUCCAUGACCUGCCCUACAUCGUCUUCCCAGGCAACGUGGGGUCAUCCUCCUCUCUUGCCGACGUGGUACAGCGCUGGCGCCAGCCCAUCACCCCGCCGCUGCUGACCAUGCUAGACCUAGUGCGCGCAGCAGCAGAGGGCGGGUAUGCAGUGGGGGCAUUCAACGUGUAUAACCUGGAAGGGGUGCGGGCCGUGGUGAAGGGAGCAGAAGAAGAGAGGAGUCCGGCCAUUAUCCAGCUGCAUCCCUCGGCCAUCUGUCACGGGGGAGAGCCUCUCAUGGCAGCGUGCAAAUCAGCGGCCAUGGCUGCACGCGUGCCCAUCGCCCUGCACCUCGACCAUGCCACGGACGUGGGCCUUAUUCAGCGAUGUGUGGAGCAGGGGUGGUGCCGGUCCAUCAUGGCAGACGGCUCUCACCUGCCCCUGGCUGACAACAUCGCCUUCACUCAACGCGUUGUGGCUGCCCUCGCUGCCCUCACCACUCCAGCAGCCGUAGAUGCACCGGGGCCGCCGAGAGCAGUGGGCGGUGGGGGAGGGGCGGUGGUGGUGGAGGCGGAGGUGAGAUACGGUGAGGCAGUGGUGGAGGCAGAGGUGGGGCGGAUAGCGGGGGUGGAGGAUGGGGAGACUGUGGAGGAGAUUGCUGGCAGGCUCACACAGGUUGAGCAGGUGAGGUGCGCCCCAUUCUCCCUCUUUCCUUUCACACUCAACCCAAAUCUUCCCGUUGCUCCCUCCUUUGCCCAUGCAGGCCGAGACCUCCCUUGA
This is a messenger RNA of Closterium sp. NIES-65, 3297 nucleotides long. The record is from the annotation of a GenBank genome assembly. NCBI's taxonomy places the organism in Eukaryota, Viridiplantae, Streptophyta, Zygnematophyceae, Desmidiales, Closteriaceae.